Molecule: messenger RNA, 2333 nt
Organism: Dermatophagoides pteronyssinus (European house dust mite)
Lineage: Eukaryota; Metazoa; Arthropoda; Arachnida; Sarcoptiformes; Pyroglyphidae
Gene: Pms2
Product: mismatch repair endonuclease PMS2
Biological process (GO): mismatch repair
Cellular component (GO): MutLalpha complex
Molecular function (GO): ATP-dependent DNA damage sensor activity; mismatched DNA binding; ATP binding
Source: RefSeq, a predicted model, not a curated record
UCGAAAUAGCCAAAUAGCUAUUUCGCGCUGUUUGAGAUUUGUUCGAAAACUUUCAACUUUGAAAAUUCCAAGAAAACCGAAUGAUUUUUUUUUUGUGGUUAAUUAAAUUCCGGUAAAAAUGGAUAUCAAACAAUUGGAUCCACAAACUGUACGGCGAAUUUGUUCUGGCCAAGUGAUUGCAUCAAUGUCAUCGGCUGUAAAAGAAUUGAUUGAAAAUGCAUUGGAUGCAUCGGCAACAUCGAUCGUUAUACGAUUUAUCGAACAGGGAAAAGAUUCCAUAGAAAUAAUCGAUAAUGGUUGUGGUAUUGAUGCCGAUAAUUUUCCUUUAUUAUGUCGACGUAAUUGUACAUCAAAAUUAUUGGAAUUUAAUCAGCUAAAUUCUGUAAAUACAUAUGGAUUUCGUGGCCAAGCAUUGAAUUCGCUAUGUAAUCUAUGUGAACUGCAGAUUCAUACCCGACAUUCAAAUCAGCAAAUCGGUACUGUUAUUCAAUUUGAUUCGAAUGGUGAAAUUAUCACCCAAGAGAAUAGCCCACGUGAAAUCGGUACAACCGUACGGUUGGUAAAUCUUUUCAAACAACUUCCCGUACGAAGAAAACAAUUAUGUCAAAAUCUUCGUCGAUCAUUCGAUAAGACAUUGGCAAUAAUUUAUGAAUAUUGUAUUGGUAUUAUUGGUUUUCGUUUAUCCACUUGGCAUUAUCGUAAUGGUUCAUAUGAAAUAAUAUUCAAUAAUAAUGGCCAAUCAAUUCAAUCGAAUAUAAUUUCGGUAUUUAAUUUCAAACAAUUUUCCAAUCUAAUGCCAUUUCAAAUUGAUGAAGAAGAUUUGGAAUCCAGUGAUAAUCCAGUGAUAAAAAUCAGUGGUUACAUUUCGAAACCGGAUAAAGGUUGUGGUCGUUCACAACAAGAUCGGCAAUAUUUUUACAUAAAUAAUCGUCCAUGUGAUUUACCACAAAUUUGUCGCCAGAUUAAUCAAAUAUAUCGACAAUAUAAUCGUCAACAAUAUCCAUUCGUAGUGCUUCGAAUUGAUAUUGAAUCCGAUCAACAAUCAUCAAUAGAUUUGAAUUGUACACCGGAUAAACGAACAAUUUUAUUGGCUAAAAAUACAUUGAUUUUGCAAUUGAUUGAAAGAUCAUUGAUACGAAUGUUUGAUCGUGAUGAAAUGCAUAUGGUAACGAAUCAAACACAAACACAGAUUCGUUCGUUUUUAUCCAUUUCUGAUGGUGGUGGUGAUAAAUGUUCAACGCCAAUUAAAUCAGCAAUAAACAUUGAAAAUGAUGAUGAUGAUGAAAUAUUGGCCGAUAUUAGUCAGAUUCGUCCAUCGAUUGAUUCACAACCAAAACCGAAAUUUGUUCUGAUUCCCGAACCACAAUCACAAACAACAACAGUAGAAUUUAAACAUCCAUAUUUUGAGUCAUUAAAACUGACCAAGCCACCACCAAUGAUCAAUCAACCGAAGAAUGGUUCAUCCGAAAUGGACAUUAUACCGAAACGAAAAAAAACAAAACAUCAUCAGCAACAGCAACUACCGAUGACAAUAAUAACCACUACCGAUGAUAAUAUCGAUGAUGGUGGUGAUCAAUCAUUUCGUGAUGAAAUUAUUGUCGAUCAAACAAUUGAAAAUAUUUGUUCUGGUUAUCGUCAAAUAAAUCGAUCAUUCGACAAGCAAACCAUCAUACAAGAUGGCACCACCAAAGUUCAAAUUGAUAAAAAAUUAUUCGAACAUGCACAAAUUAUUGGCCAAUAUAAUCUUGGUUUUAUUGUCGUUCAUUAUGAUAAUAAUCUUUUUGUAUUGGAUCAACAUGCACUGGAUGAACGUUAUAAUUAUGAACGAUUAUUAUCAAAUCCACCAAUUAGUCGUCAACGAAUGGUUAUACCAAAACAAUUAAAAUUAUCAACAACAAGUGAAAUGUUAUUAUUGGAUAAUCUAAAGAUUUUUAAACAAUUUGGAUUUGAUUUUAAUGUUAACUUGAUUGAUACGAUUGGACAACGUAUUCAAAUUACACAGAUACCAAUUGCAAAUCGUUGGACAGGCAAUGAAACAGAUAUUGAAGAAUUGAUUUCCACUUUAUUCGAUACACCUUCAUUGGUUAUUGAUCAUCAUCAUGAAACAAUACAUUAUUCAAGAUUUAUGUUUAGUGGUUUGAAACGUGAAAUUGCAUCCCGUUCAUGUCGAUCAAGUAUUAUGAUUGGUGAUUAUCUAACAAGGUUACAAAUGAAAAUGCUUUUAGCUAAAAUGAUUGAUAUAAGAAAUCCAUGGCAUUGUGCACAUAAUCGUCCAACAAUAAGGCAUUUAAUUUCAUUAAAUAAUUUUUAAUUUUUAUUUGAAUUUUUUAUGA